CAUGGGCUUCGGCGACUACAAGAGUCACCGGGGGUUGUCGACGACGGCCUCGCUUUACUUCAAGGAGCCACCUCGCAUGCUAUACCAGAAGAGCUAUCGCCAACAGAAGUGAAGGCAGCAUCAGCGAAGAUAGCAGCAGUCAAAGAGAUAGAGGAAGCGGUAGGAGAGGCAUUAGAAAGAGCACACGGAAACAAAGCAGCAGCAUCUACGAGGCCAGGAGAAGCAGCGCUAGUUGAGCACAGCUACUGGCCCACCGUGCGUCAAUACAUCGACAACGGAGGCCACGCAGGACAUACAAAGCGCAUCAGGCCUGUCUGCCCCAUCUGCUCCGACGAGCUGACCAUUUACGGGAUCGAUCCCACCAAGGACGAGUUAAUCGAGCGAGCAUUCUAUUCCAUCGAGGAGAUGCCCCCCUUCACAAGAUGCGCCUUACUCUUGUGCGGUCAUAUGUUUUGUCCAGACUGCCUCGCCAGGACAUUUGAAGCGGACCGCGAGAUGCAUCGCGGGCGAGCAUGUCCCGUCUGUCGGUUCAAGGUUGAUUGUGAGCCAUGCGGCAGGUUAGGGUGCGUGGUAAAUCUCCCUGUUACCGGAAUCGCGGCUAGAUGGGCUGAGUUUCCGAGUAGAAUGGCUGAAGGG
Messenger RNA from Trichoderma citrinoviride, 636 nucleotides. RefSeq lists its product as hypothetical. Lineage: Eukaryota; Fungi; Ascomycota; Sordariomycetes; Hypocreales; Hypocreaceae. The record is from RefSeq and is a predicted model, not a curated record. The transcript has a single exon. The annotation marks the transcript as partial. Gene Ontology annotation, molecular function: metal ion binding.